Molecule: messenger RNA, 813 nt
Organism: Staurois parvus
Lineage: Eukaryota; Metazoa; Chordata; Amphibia; Anura; Ranidae
Source: the annotation of a GenBank genome assembly
AUGCAUUUACCAAGUUUUUUGUCGAUAUUCUUUUUCUUGUUAGAUGACAUUAUCAAGCUGAACAAGGAACAACAAAGUAAAACUGCUUUCAAUGGGGGAGCACAGACCAAUUCCUUUCAGUGGUUUCGGAACAAAUGGGGUUCUCGACGGCCAACAGGCAACCGAGUACAGGGAAAGAAAAAUGGAACAUUUGGGGUUAAAACAGGCUUGGCAUUACGGAAAAUGACUUCAUGGAAAGGUGUCAGUCCGCUAAACCGCCCUCCACUUAGUCUUAGGAAUUCAGAAGGUCAGUGGUCACCCUUCAGGAGGAGAACAAAUCUUUCCAGGCGCCUAGGGUUUGUACCUUCUCUAAAGAGAAAUUAUUUUCAUAGUAGUUAUUCUCAGACUUCUGCUUUUAGAAGAGGAUUGAGGACAGAUGAACAAAGAGACCAACGACAAGCAACUUAUUUUCAGAAGAGAGGCUUAAAGGUUGAGACUACCAUGGACAUGGAUCAACUUGAAGAGUUGCCAGAAUUGAAGAGGACUCAUCCUUGGAGGACAUCUAUGAACAGCAGUGGUAUUUUGACGGUAUCAAUCGAUAAUCCUACUGCAGCUUUGUUACCUAGUACAAGGCUGCCCCGACCCCCAUUACCUUUUUUGUUGAAAAAGGAGGGUUCAGAACCUAAGGUACCCAAAGGAGUCCCUUUAGACUUUGAUAUAAACAGCGUUGUAAAACAGACGGGAAUCACAUUAAAUGAACGUUUCAAGAUUCUAAAAGAACAAAGACUGUCUCAGGCUAUGAGCAAAGGCAGCAGAUUUGUGACUGUAGGAUGA